Molecule: messenger RNA, 2529 nt
Organism: Budorcas taxicolor (takin)
Lineage: Eukaryota; Metazoa; Chordata; Mammalia; Artiodactyla; Bovidae
Gene: NYAP1
Product: neuronal tyrosine phosphorylated phosphoinositide-3-kinase adaptor 1
Exons: 6
Coding region: 1-2529 (842 amino acids)
Biological process (GO): phosphatidylinositol 3-kinase/protein kinase B signal transduction; neuron projection morphogenesis
Source: RefSeq, a predicted model, not a curated record
AUGAACCUCCUCUACCGAAAAACCAAGCUGGAGUGGAGGCAGCACAAGGAAGAGGAGGCCAAGAGGAGCUCCAGUAAGGAGGUGGCUCCCGCAGGCCCGGCGGCGGGGCCCGGGGCUGGCCCAGGGCCGGGUGUCCGCGUGCGGGACAUCGCCUCGCUGCGCCGCUCUCUCAGGAUGGGCUUCAUGACGAUGCCCGCCUCCCAGGAGCACACCCCCCACCCCUGCCGCAGCGCCAUGGCCCCGCGAUCCCUGUCCUGCCACUCGGUAGGCAGCAUGGACAGUGUGGGGAGCGGGCCUGGCGGGGGCGGCGGGGGCCUCACUGAGGAUGGCGGCACCCGAAGACCCCCGGCCAAGCCCCGGAGGCACCCCAGCACCAAGCUUAGCAUGGCGGGGUCGGGGGCAGAGACGCCCCCCAGCAAGAAAGCAGGCUCUCAGAAGCCAACCCCCGAGGGCCGCGAGUCCGGCCGGAAGGUCCCUCCGCAGAAGCCCAGGCGAAGCCCCAACACCCAGCUGUCAGUCUCCUUCGAUGAGUCCUGUCCCCCAGCCCCCUCCCCUCGAGGGGGGAACCUGCCCCUUCAGCGCCUGAGCAGGGGCUCCUGUGUGGCCGGGGACCCUGAGGCGGGCGCCCAGGAAGAAGAGCCCGUGUACAUCGAGAUGGUGGGCGAUGUCUUCAAGGGCGGAGGGCGGAGUGGAGGAGGCCUGACGGGGCCCCCUCUGGGGGGUGGGGGCCCGACCCCUCCGGCUGGCGCUGACUCGGACUCGGACGAGAGUGAGGCCAUCUAUGAGGAGAUGAAGUACCCGCUGCCCGAGGAGCCCGGGGAAGGCCGGGCCAAUGGGGUCCCUGCACUGACCGCAGCCUCCACGCCACACCAGCCUCACGCCCUUCAGCCCCACACCCACCGCCGGCCAGCUUCAGCCCUCCCGAGCCGAAGGGAUGGCACGCCCACCAAGACCACUUCUUGUGAAAUUCCCCCGCCCUUCCCCAACCUCCUCCAGCACCGGCCUCCGCUCCUGGCCUUCCCCCAAGCCAAGUCUGCUUCCCGAAGCCCCGGCGACGGGGUCUCGAGGCUACCGGUCCUCUGCCACUCCAAGGAGCCAGCUGGCUCCACCCCAGCUCCCCAAGUGCCUGCCCGGGAGCGGGAGACGCCUCCCCUACCGCCUCCGCCUCCCGCUGCCAACCUGCUGCUGCUGGGACCCUCGGGCCGAGCCCGGAGCCACUCAACACCAUUGCCGCCCCAGGGCUCUGGCCAGCCCCGGGGGGAGCGGGAGCUCCCCAAUUCCCACAGCAUGAUCUGCCCCAAGGCGGUAGGGGCGCCAGCAGCCCCUCCUGCCCCGGCUGCCUUGCUCCCCGGCGCCCCCAAGGACAAGGCCGUGUCUUACACCAUGGUGUACUCAGCAGUCAAGGUGACCACGCACUCCGUCCUGCCAGCUGGCCCGCCCCUGGGUGCUGGGGAGCCAAAGACGGAGAAGGAAAUCGCAGUCCUCCAUGGGAUGCUGUGCACCAGCUCGAGGCCCCCUGUGCCCGGGAAGUCCAGCCCCCACAGCGGGGCUCUGGGUGCAGCAGCUGGGGUUCUCCACCACCGCGCCUGCCUGGCUUCCCCACACAGCCUUCCAGAUCCAACCGCAGGCCCCCUGACCCCCCUCUGGACCUACCCAGCUGCAGUAGCUGGGCUCAAGAGACCCCCUGCCUAUGAGAGCCUCAAGGCUGGGGGGGUGCUGAAUAAGGGCUGUGGGAUGGGAGCUCCGUCCCCCAUGGUCAAGAUCCAGCUGCAAGAGCAAGGGACCGACGGGGGGGCCUUUGCCAGCAUCUCCUGUGCCCACGUCAUCGCCAGUGCAGGGACGCCAGAGGAGGAGGAAGAGGAGAUGGGCGCCUCGACGUUUGGGGCAGGCUGGGCUCUGCAGCGGAAGGUCCUGUAUGGAGGGAGGAAGGCAAAGGAGCUGGACAAGAUCGAGGAUGGUGCCCGGGCCUGGAAUGGCAGUGCUGAGGGUAUAGGCAAGGUGGAGCGUGAGGACAGAGGCCCUGUGGCAUCAGGGAUCCCGGUGAGGAGCCAGGGGGCAGAGGGCCUGCUGGCCAGGAUCCACCACGGAGGGGACCGAGGAGGAGGCCGCACGGCGCUGCCCAUACCCUGCCAGACCUUCCCCGCCUGCCACCGCAACGGAGACUUCACUGGAGGCUACCGCCUGGGGCGUUCUGCCUCCACCUCCGGAGUCCGGCAGGCUGCGCUCCACACCCCCCGGCCCUGCAGCCAGCCCAGGGAUACCCCGAGCCAGACCCAGCCUGCGCUGCCGCUGCCGCUGCCCCUGCCGCCCCAGCCCGCCCGCGAGCGCGACGGCAAGCUGCUGGAGGUGAUCGAGCGCAAGCGCUGCGUGUGCAAGGAGAUCAAGGCGCGCCACCGGCCCGACCGCGGCCUCUGCAAGCAGGAGAGCAUGCCCAUCCUCCCCAGCUGGCGGCGCGGGCCGGAGCCCCGCAAGUCCGGCACGCCGCCCUGCCGCCGGCAGCACACGGUCCUCUGGGACACGGCCAUCUGA